GUCUAAUUGCCUGUUUGUGACCAGGUAUUUCAAUUAUCUCCUGGUGUGGGUACUAGCUAGCGUGUGUUUACAUACCCAUUGGUGACACAAUGCACUUAAAUAAACAUCUAGGGUUUGGUUACUUGUUAAUUAAAGUUAAAAAGGCACUUUUUACAGCUGAAUAUAUAUUUGGCCCUUAUAGGCCCCUAGCAUGAAAUGACAUCGGGAUCGACCUCGAACGUCUAUUUUCAAAAUGGCGCUCAAUCACUGGACAGAAAAACGUGAUGUUUGUGUUUUAGAUUUUAAUGUAUAUUCAAUAAAUAUCAAAGCAAGAAUGGCUUCCAAAUUGUCUUUUGUUUCCUUGGUGCUAAUUGGAGUGACCUUGACAUGUUGGACAGUCGCCAUGUUAACACCAGGAUGGCUUGUUGUGUACAUCACCAAUGAACUGUACCCAAAGGGAAUGAAGGCAGCCUUCAGUAUAUUUUAUUAUCAGAUGUGUUACCCCUCUGAAGUGUGCAAAUCUGAUUCUUUAUCCUCUUCCAAGGAAGAUAACGCCGCCUACUCACCCGGCAUGCCUCAUUUUGUGGAGAUUCAGCUAGAAGCUUGCUUUGCUAUCAUCGUGUGUUGUGCUGGCUUUGUCCUUCUCCUGGUGAACCAAAGAUCUGUCCUCCUUAAAUCUUCACGUGUCGUUGUUGGUGGCAUUCUUGUGUUUCUAGGAGUGGUCUCUGAAUCCACACUUCUCGGACGGAUGAUCAAUGCAAACCUGAAGACAAACGACCAAUUCUCACAACUGCAAAAAGAUAUCCCAGUCAACUUACCUUUUACCGUGGACUAUCGAUUGGGAGUUCAGUAUUCUAUCAUCCUGGCCUGGCUCGGUGUCAUUUCCGGCAUCAUCUCCUGCAUCGUUCUGGCCUGUGUCUACUGUAGAAGUCGCGGUGCGUCUUCAGAAGAACAUCAAGUGUUGGAGGUGUACCCGCCAGUCACUCAAAAUUAUCAACAUCUUCAGGAGAGUUAUUGAAAUCAAGAGCACUGGAAUUUUUAUUUGAGAUUUCAUUUGAAUUUCUUAGAACCUCAUGAGGAAAACUCUUGCCUAAAUAUUAACAUGUAGUAUUGUACAAUCAUGCACAAAUAAUUGCAUUUGAUGUAUUUAUUUGAGAUUUAAUUUGAAUCUCUGAGAUCUUCAUAUUGGUUUUGAAGACUAUAAAUGCCAAAAUCUUCACAUGUAUGUAGUAUAAUUGUAGUCUCUAUUAAUUUUUUAUUCAUUAUGUUCUGUACAUAUUUGCAGAUGAUCUGCAGAAAUCACUGUUUUUCACCAUUUUUCUGUUCAUUCAAAAGAGUUUAAUUUUUGCAUAAUAGUUCGAGAAGACCUUAUAUGGCUAUUGUUAUUAUUUCGCACAUAGUCAUUGUCCAAUCUGAUGACAGAACAACAAAACAUGCUGGUUUACUUCGUUUACGUGUUACCACAGACACGUGGUAUAGGUCAAUUUACCUGUUAUAGUUUUCUACAUUUCAAACUUUCAUAAUGGUCAGUCAAGGCUGUUGAUAGUUUAUAAUACGCAUGAAUUUUCAGCGUUUACGUUUUUAGGACAAGAAAUGCACAGUCAUGAAACUUGUAUUCACUGAUACUCGGAAAUAUGUGUAGACCUAGCGAAUUGCUGACCAAACAUACUACAAAACUUUAAAAUAAUUUAUAUUUAUCAAUUGUUUGUAACUGUAACAGUAUGUUCAAUUCCCAAAGUGUUAAAUGCAUGUAUAAUGUCAGUUUUGAUAGUCAUGAAAUGCAAACUCUUCCUAAAUGUACAUCUCUAAACAUAUAAUGAAAUUAAGGAGUGUAUUUCCUUUCAAUUAGGAUUCCAUAUUAUUGUGGAAUGUUCCAUGAUGUUUGCAGGACACACUAAAUUUGAUCCUUACAGGCAUUUUGGAGUCUGGAAAGUAAAAUGACAUUCAUCUACAGCAGAAACCAUGAAUAAUAUAGCAGACACAGUCCGUCAUUCACCCCACAGAGGCCAUAACAUUCCUCAGCUCGUGUCAGAUCCACAAACACCUGUGCAAUUUAGGGACUGGAAGUCGUACUUUGAACAGCUCUUCAAACUCUUGAAAAACAUUCGAGGCUAUCAUCAUUUCCGAGUAAGUGCUGAGACUCCUGGUUUUGUUGAAUGUAAUGAGCUCUGUAAUUCUGUUCCUUUCAGUGUCAAUCUCCUGAAAGAUCAGAAUAUCCUUCCCUCCGUAAAUGAUCCUCUGCCUCAAGAAAUCCUAGCACCUAGUCUUGAGCCCAAGAGGCAAUGGUACUUAUAUGAAGAAAUCCGUGAACAUUGUCUAUCACUCUCUGCUAAAGAAACAUCAUGUCCAAAACCAGCUGUACCAAAGAGAGGUGAAAGUUUAUUCACCUGAUCAUUCCGCGUCAAACUUGGGGAAAAGGAAAAGUCUUCUCCUUAGAUGAAAGGGAGAGUUAUUGUGUGUAACAAAGAUAAGAAGUAAAAUGUAUACAUGUAGUUCCUAUGGUAUUACCUCUAGUAAUAUGUUACAUUGAUGUACUUUUCUGUUAGUCAAAUUUCAUUGCUUUAAAACAUUUGUUGGAAUUAGUACUUUUACCAAACUCAGCAACUGUUUACGUAAGUUGAGUCCUAUAUUUACGAGUAGUGUUACAUCUCAACAGUUAAAAAAUGUGUAACAUUAUGAAAAUUGUUAUCUGAUGUUUGCACCUUCUUUGUGAAUUUUUUCUUUAAAUGCAUUUUGGAUAUAUUUAGUAUAACAAAAAAUAUUACAAAGCUUUGUCAAAAAUGAUUUUCAAGGGAUACUACUUUCACACUACCCCCCAAAAAUGUACUAUUUUAAUAUAAACUUUAUAAACUUUAUACAGAUGCAUACAUCUGUAAUAUCAUGACAGUACAUUUUGAUUUAUAAUGUACAUGUUUGCAAUAUCCAGAAUGUCUGUUUUAAAAAUAAUGAGCAGCUUUUCAUUUUUUUUUUGACAGCUGUCAAAGAACCUCUGUCUUUCUGUAUUUUAUGUGAUACCUGGUGUAUUUUUAAGGAAUCACUGUCUAGUUAGUAUAGUAUGCCAGGGCAUCAACAAUAGUGGGAAACAUGGGGUAAUUUGCAUAACGGGCGAAGCCCGUUAUGCAUGGAUUAUCCCAUGUUUCCCACUAUUGUUGAUGUCCCUGGCAUACUAUACUAAGUAGACAGUGAUUCCUUAUAUUUCCACUUCAUUGUGAAAUAAAAUUGUAGAUUUUGACUUAAAACAUGUAGACAUAGAUUUAAAUUACACGAGGAUUCCCAUCCCAAUUUCAAUAGUCCUCGCCCACUGACGUCAAACACAAAGGCAGCCGCACGAGAUUUUCAUGUAUAUUUGGUCUCCUUAGCGUCAGACUCAGAGACAGAUGCGCACGAGAUUUGCAUGCUUAUUGGGCCUCCUUAGCUCCUGACAUAUUGAAAUGCCUAAUUUACAUUCCGGUAGAAUUAUCAAGAUAUUAACUACGCUAACUUUCAAAGGGUUAUCACAGAGAGAAAAAUUAGAAAUGGAAAUAUUGUCAUAUAACUACAAAUAAUUUGUUAUUUUGGAAUGUAAUUUCAAUUUGCAUAUUUAUCUUGAUAAUAAUUAUUGUGCAUUUCUCGACAUGUUUCUAGAGUUUAUUUUAUUGAAAAUAAAUGAUUGAUUGGA
Saccostrea cuccullata (small rock oyster) is the source of this 3637-nucleotide messenger RNA. RefSeq lists its product as uncharacterized. The record is from RefSeq and is a predicted model, not a curated record. The transcript has 5 exons. Bases 233 to 997 code for a protein of 254 amino acids. NCBI's taxonomy places the organism in Eukaryota, Metazoa, Mollusca, Bivalvia, Ostreida, Ostreidae.